UUACCAUACUUAUCAUGUGAUUUUGAAACAUCUUUAGCUCUGGAUACCGAAGUCGAUUACUACAAUGAUAUAUUCGCGCCACCAACUCACGAUUAUGAAGUUGGAGACAUUACUAUUGCAACGAAAUGGUGUACCACGUGUCGGUUCUAUCGCCUCCCUCGCUCAACGCAUUGUUCUGCUUGUGAUAAAUGUGUCGAGCAAUUUGAUCAUCACUGUCCCUGGGUGAACAACUGUAUUGGCAGACGAAACUAUCGUUACUUCUUCUCAUUCCUUAUCACUUUAUGUAUCCAUAUGAUUGCCGUUUUCGUCGUCUCCAUGCUCUAUGUAAUGCAUUCCGAACAUGAUCUGACUUAUUAUACCAAUAUCAUUGCGUAUGUAUUUCUUUAUAGCAUGAUAUUCUUGCCAGUUGUCAGCUUAACAAUCUUUCAUAUUUCUAUACUUUCCAAUGGUUUGACAACAAACGAACAUGUGAGUGCAUGCUUUAUUUAA
This is a messenger RNA of Rodentolepis nana, 489 nucleotides long. NCBI's taxonomy places the organism in Eukaryota, Metazoa, Platyhelminthes, Cestoda, Cyclophyllidea, Hymenolepididae. The record is from the annotation of a GenBank genome assembly.